Phaedon cochleariae (mustard beetle) is the source of this 2955-nucleotide messenger RNA. The record is from the annotation of a GenBank genome assembly. NCBI's taxonomy places the organism in Eukaryota, Metazoa, Arthropoda, Insecta, Coleoptera, Chrysomelidae.
GCAGCAGUCCAUGCUGUGCAGCCGUUUGUUUUUAUUUUUGGCAGCCGGUGACUACUGCCGGCGGUAGCAUUCCACACGAAUAGAACAGUUUUUACUGUAGAAUAAAUAACAUUGCUAGUUUUCCUGAGACUAAUGUGAAAUAAUGUUGAAUUCUCGUAUUUUUGGUAUCCCAGUGCCAGUGCCUUUAUUGAUUAUAGCAUAGUCAUGAAGAAAAAAAUAUAGACCGGAAACAAGAAGUGCUAUUACCAAGGUGCUAUAUUACCAAAAAGAACAUGCGAUAAAAGUUAUCUUCCUUCAUGUUAGGCUAUUAGAUAGUUCAAACACCAAAUCAUGCUAUUCCUCAAAGGAAAAUGGAAAAUUUAUAAUUAUAUUCGUAUUUCUAACCAAGGAGGAUACCUGAAAAAAUGUGUGAUUGUAUUUGUUUUAAUUUCUGUGAUUUUGCUAUAUUCGUCCUACACACAAGUGCCAUUGAGGGAACCCGACAAACCAAAAUUCAUUUCAACAGAGAAAAUAAUUCCAUUCGAGGGAAAUCUGAAUUAUCUGAUCAAUACGUCCACCUGUCGAAUUCCAGACAACGAUCCAUUUAGCGAAGACAUCGUCGAUUUCAUCGUGGUCGAAAAAUACGAGUCCUGCUCGAAAUUAAGUCUGUUGACUUACAUCGAAAAAAGCGACGGACUGCCUACGUUGCGUGUUAAUACAAGUCAGCUGCCACUCUACAGUUCGUCCGACGUCUCAUGCUGUUAUUCAAAUAUCACAAGAAUCAAUUACGCCGAAGCAGUUGAUAAUGAAAUAAAGCUUACUCCUUGUGAACCGUUCCAGUAUUCAGUCAAUCUAUCUUUUCCCUACAUCAAAGUAGUAUGUUCCGACAAGUUCAAAUAUGUCUAUGCCAAUGUCCAUGCCACAACUAUUCCACUGCACAAAGAAAAAGAUGCUACAAACACGAGCAACAGAAACAAAUUCAGCAUCCUGUUAGUCGGAAUAGACAGUAUGUCGAAGUCGAAUUUGAUACGUACAAUGCCAAAGACUUUCUCAUACGCCAACAAACAUUUCAUAAGUUUGAGAGGAUACAACAAAAUAGGCGAUAAUACCUUCCCGAAUUUGAUGGCACUCAUGACAGGAUACAGUAAAGAACAGCUAGACGUAUUUUGCAACAUGUCGGUCAAACUAAACAAUUGUCGCUUCAUUUGGGAUGCUUUCAAGGACUCUGGUUACGUAACUGCCUAUGCCGAAGACGAGUGCGAUAUCAACACUUUCAACUAUGACAGACCGGGGUUUUCGGCUCCCCCUACUGAUUUCUACUAUCAUCCGUAUAUCCUAGCUUCGGAAAAGUUGCCUGUGAAGAAACGGUACGAAAGAACAUUCUGCUCCGGGCCGGAAACAUCAGGGGAAAGGAUUCUGAACGCCGCCAGAGAUUUCGCUGUAAGCUUCAAGGGUGUGCCUAGUUUCGGUUUGUUCUGGAUGAACAGUUUCAGUCAUGAAAACGUGAAUCUGCCAGGUGCUAUGGACGAGCCAGUUCUGAGGUUUUUGAGCGAUCCUGGCACUCUGUAUGCCUGGAAUGAUACGAUAUUAGUAUUUUUUAGCGAUCACGGAUUCCGAUUUGGCGACAUCAGACAUACUCAUUCUGGUUGGCUGGAAGAAAGAUUGCCAUUCAUUUAUUUCGGCUUCCCUAGCACAUUUAUUGAAUCGUUUCCAGAGCGUUACGAAAUUUUCUUGCAGAAUUCCAAUAGACUCACGACACCUUAUGACGUGUUCAAUACUUUCCAAGAGAUUCUGAAAAUAGGAAAUGAGUCCCACGUAGCUGUUAGAAGUGAGGGUUGUCCGAAAUGCCAAUCUUUAUUUAAAAAAGUGCCUGAAAAUAGAACUUGUGAAGACGCUUCUAUCGAACAACAUUGGUGUACUUGUACUGGCCACCACUAUGUCAGUCCCAAAAAUGCUCUAGUGGUACUUGUGGCUCAAUUCAUUGUCGACGAAAUCAACGAAAUAGUGAAUACUGCUUCAAAAAGCUAUCUUUGUGAUGUUUUGACAAUCGAGAAAAUUAUUACCGCUGGUAUGUCAGAUUCUUACGUCGAUGAGAAGAACGAGACUGUUCGUUAUUUCUUGAUAAUGAUUGAGACCAAUCCCAAUGCCAUGUUUGAAGCUACUGUGAAAUCGUAUAUAGGAGUGGAUAAGUAUGAGUUGAUGGGUGAAAUUAGUAGGAUAGACAGAUAUGCUGACGUGUCUCGCUGUAUUCAGAAUGGUUCUUUGAAAAAGUACUGUUACUGUAAGGGAACCGUCAGUUACUUAAAAAGUGCCAUCAAGUAUUUAUUUUCUUGAGUAUAUUUUUUCUUGUGGAAAUAUAUUUUCCUAAUAGGAGAUUAUUAAUCGUUGAGAUUCAAAAGUUAUUGUGUGCGAUCUAGUGUCAUCAUUUACCAUCCGACAUUCGAAAAAUAUUUAUAUUCAAAUGGAAUUUACGACCUAAUUUGUGAUGGCAAAUAUGUGUGAAUGUGCUUUCCAGAAUACCUAGGUACCAUUAUUUCACAUAUUCUUGAAAUAUGCUAAGGAAAAAUGAAGAAUUAUUUCAUUCUGAUGGGAAGUGGCUGGAGUUGAAAACGUGAAUGUAUCCAGUGUCUAUGGACGAAUCAGUUUUGAGGUUCUUGAGAGAUCCUGGUUUCCGUCUGACUUCUUGAAGGAUACGAUAUCAGAAUUUUUCAGCGAUGACCCUUUUCAAUUUGAUGCGACGUCAGAAAUACUCAUUCUGGUUGGCUGUAACCAAGGUUGCCGAUUAUUUAUUUCGGCUUCCCUUACGUGUUCAAUACUUUCCAAGAGAUUUUUAAAAUUGGAAAUGAGUCUCACGUAGCUGUUAGAAAUCAGGGUUGUUCAAAAUGCCAAUCUUCGUUUAAAAAAGUGGUGUUCAUUGGUGUACUUGUACUGGUCACCACUAUGUCAGUCAAAAAAAUGCUCUAAUGGCACUUAUGG